Molecule: messenger RNA, 8137 nt
Organism: Crotalus tigris (Tiger rattlesnake)
Lineage: Eukaryota; Metazoa; Chordata; Lepidosauria; Squamata; Viperidae
Gene: DRP2
Product: dystrophin related protein 2
Exons: 24
Coding region: 509-3349 (946 amino acids)
Biological process (GO): synaptic signaling
Cellular component (GO): plasma membrane
Molecular function (GO): protein binding; zinc ion binding
Source: RefSeq, a predicted model, not a curated record
GAGGCGCGCGUGGAACGGCACGCCCCGACUUUGCCCACUCGGCGCCCCCGGUUCCAGAGCAACCCCGCCGGUCCGCGCCGGAGGAGAAGCGCCCGCGGCGGCAGGGGUCAGAUUCCCCCCUCCAGCCGCCGCCCCCGCCGGGGUCGCCCCCUGCUUGCUGUCUGCCUCGGCAGAAGGGCCGUUUCCACCACCACCUCCUCCUCCUGCUGCUGCUCCUCCCGCCGCUUCCUCGCCGACCGGCUCCGGGUGCAGCCCGUUGGCUCUCGCGGCAGCUCUCUCGCCGCCAGGGGCCAGCAGCAGCGUCGAGCGACCUGCUGGGCAUCUCCGCUUCGUCCUUCCCGGGGCGAUGCCAUCGCCUGGCCAGGCUCCGGACGCUGCUGGGGCCCCCGGAGGGAGCGCCGAUCCGGGCAGGCUCAGCAGCAGCUGCCGCGUCUUCCCUUGCCCGCCGGGAAACCCCCCCAGUUCCCACUGCUCAGCUCAGGCUUGGUCCUCAUGAGCAACUGUUCUAAUGCAGCCAAUGGUCAUGCAGGGAUGCUCAUUCACCCUCCCCAGAUGUCGUGAAUGGCACACCACCGGGACAUCCCGUCGCAACAGCACUUCCUACCCUCAGUCUCAGGUUAAAACAGCCCGUGAUGGCACCAUACCGGCCAGUCUGAACAGGAAACCUCCAAACGGUGCUGUUGGGCCCCAGAUGACUCUGGAAAUGAAUCUAUGCUGGAAUGAGAUUAAGAAAAAAUCACACAGCCUUCGGGCUCGCCUUGAGGCCUUCUCAGACCACAGUGGAAAGCUGCAGAUUCCUUUGCAGGAGAUCAUUGACUGGCUUAGCCAAAAAGAUGAGGAAAUUUCUGCCCAGCUACCACUCCGUGGGGACGUUCCCCUGGUACAGCAGGAGAAAGAGAGGCAUGCGGCCUUCAUGGAAGAAGUGAAAUCUCGAGGACCAUACAUUUAUUCCGUUUUGGAAUCAGCUCAAGUUUUCCUUACUCAGCACCCAUUUGAAGAAGUGGAAGAUGUAAAUCUUGACAGCAAAGAUGUCUCCCCAAGACACCGGAUCCAGAACAUCAGCCGUUUUGUGUGGAAGCAGGCAACGGUGGCCAGCGAACUAUGGGAGAAGCUAACAGCCCGCUGUGUUGACCAGCACCGUCACAUUGAAAGGACCCUAGAGCAGCUGCUGGAGAUCAAAGGGACCAUGGAGGAGCUGAGCACCACUCUCAACCAAGCUGAAAGUGUGCAAGAGACAUGGGAACCCAUUGGAGAUCUCUUCAUUGAUUCUUUGCCAGAGCAUAUCCAGGCCACCAAGUUGGUCCAAGAGGAGCUCUCCCCCAUGAAAGAUGGAGUGAAACUUGUGAAUGACCUUGCACAUCAGCUGGCUAUCUCUGAUGUUCAUCUGUCCAUGGAGAACUCCCGUGCUCUAGAACAGAUCAACACACGCUGGAAACAAUUACAGGUCUCCAUCAACGACCGUCUGAAGCAUCUUCAGGAUGCCCACCGGGACUUUGGGCCAGGAUCACAACACUUCCUCUCGACCUCAGUCCAGGUCCCCUGGGAACGAGCUAUUUCUCCCAAUAAAGUCCCUUACUACAUCAACCACCAAGCCCAGACAACAUGUUGGGACCAUCCAAAGAUGACUGAAUUAUACCAAACGCUAGCUGACUUGAACAACAUCAAGUACUCUGCUUACCGUACAGCCAUGAAGCUACGGAGGGUGCAGAAGGCUUUGAGACUGGACAUGAUGACCCUGGCAACAGCCUUGGAGCUGUUUAAUGAGCAUGAGCUGCAGCCCAGUGACCACGUGAUGGACGUGGUGGAAGUGAUCCAUUGCUUGACCUCUUUGUAUGAGCGGCUGGAGGAGGAAAGAGGCAUUCUGGUCAACGUCCCUCUCUGUGUGGACAUGAGCCUGAAUUGGCUGCUCAAUGUUUUUGACAGUGGGCGCAGCGGGAAGAUGCGGGCCCUCUCCUUCAAGACGGGCAUUGCUUGUCUCUGCGGCACGGAGGUGAAGGAGAAAUUCCAGUAUCUCUUUAGCCAGGUGGCCAACUCCAGCGGGCUCUGUGACCAGAGGCAUCUCGGCAUCUUACUGCACGAAGCCAUCCAAGUCCCACGACAGUUGGGGGAAGUGGCAGCAUUUGGCGGGAGCAAUGUGGAGCCCAGUGUGCGCAGCUGUUUCCGCUUUGGAAAUGGCAAAGCAGCCAUUGAGGCAACUCAGUUCCUGGAAUGGGCAAACUUAGAGCCACAGUCAAUGGUGUGGCUGGCCGUCCUUCACCGAGUAGCCAUUGCUGAGCAAGUAAAACACCAGACCAAGUGCUCCAUCUGCCGGCAAUGCCCUAUCAAAGGUUUCAGAUACCGCAGCCUCAAGCAGUUCAAUGUGGACAUCUGCCAGACAUGUUUCCUGACGGGACGAGCCAGCAAAGGCAACAAGCUGCAUUAUCCUAUCAUGGAAUACUACACGAUGACCACUUCCAGCGAGAACAUGAGGGAUUUUGCCACCACCUUGAAAAACAAGUUCCGUUCCAAGCAGUACUUCAGCAAACAUCCCCAGAGAGGAUACCUGCCAGUCCAAUCCGUGCUGGAGGCCGACGUCGUUGAAACGCCAGCCUCUUCUCCGAUGUUACCACAUGCUGACACCCAUUCUCGGAUUGAGCACUUUGCUAGCAGACUUGCAGAGAUGGAAAGUCAGACUUCUUCUUUUUACAAUGACAACCUUUCUCCAGAUGAUAGUCUGGAUGAAGAUCAAUAUCUUUUGCGCCAUUCCAGCCCUGUCACAGACGGAGAACCUAUCUCCAGCCAACAGGCCCAGAAUGGCACCAGGACAGAUGAUAAAGGAGAACUGGAAAGAAUUUUGGCCCACCUGGAGGAUGAAAACAGGAUCCUUCAGGGAGAGCUGAGACGUCUGAAGUGGAAGCACGAAGAGGCCGCUGAGUCUGCACAAGGAGCUCCGGAAACAGCACAGGAUCCCCCUAGUGAGGAGCUUUUAGCCGAAGCCCGCAUUCUUCGACAACACAAGAGCCGCCUCGAGACCCGGAUGCAAAUCCUGGAGGAUCACAACAAGCAGUUAGAAUCUCAGCUGCAGCGUCUGAGGGAGUUGCUUCUUCAGCCACCAGCCAAUUCCAAAGAAGAAGGCUCUGCCACGUCCACCGUGACUUCUUCUCCUCAACCAUCUGAAGGGAGUCAGCCGAGGGAAAAAGAUGCAAGCACGCCAAACACCGAAAUGGCAGAUGAAGUAGAGGCAAAGUCCCAGGAUGUCAGCCUGUGCCUAGAAGAUAUCAUGGAGAAAUUGCGGAAUGCUUUUCCCAAUUCCAGAGGACAAAGACCUAAACCCUUGGCCUUGUGGAAGAAGUCUCUCACGUUCUCCUAGAGACUUAGAAUUGGCAGCUGCUGGUAUAAGCCACCAUCUUAGCAUUUGCUUCUGGUUCAUUGGCUUCUGAUUGAGGCCUGCAAUUCCCAGUCUCUAACUGUUUGCUAAUUGCUUUGCCAGCUUGUUAAUAUUAAACCUGCUUUUGCUCAUCAGUGAUGUCAAACAUCAAGAUGUAUCCGUCCUCCUGGUGAAGCUGCUUCACCCCUUCUAAAAUCAAGCGCAGGGUGUAGAUACGUCCAUCCCCAUAAGAUGUGAAAAAUCUUUAAUCACGCUGAAUGCCAUCUUGUUGCAGACAUUCCAUGAAGUCCUGACAAAGGACAUGACCCUCAUUAAAAUAAAUCAGGUCUGUACAGAUUUCAAAAAUGUUUGGCCCCAAACAUUUUGGGUCUCACGUCAACGUAGUAUCUCUGCUCUUCAUUAAACCAGCCAGCUCUUUUUUUUCAAGCUUCUGUGGGAGUUGAAAAAUGCUGUGGCUGCUUGAAGAGACACAAUCGGUUCCUAGAAGUUCAACAUUGCUGCUUCCCAAGCUGUAUUCUUAAUGAUAAACCAGCGGGCACCACCACGAACAUUGUUGGAUAUGACUCUAUUUUGUUUUCUCUUCCAGGUCCAACCUCCUUAAUCUAACACCUCCUGAAGGCAACAGGCUUUAUCUAACCAGUUCUUGCCAACUGCUAUCCUCCUUCCUCUUCACUUCUAUCUUUCCCUCAUGUGGUGGGUUUCACUCGCAUCCUCAAUGGAGAGUUAAUCAGGAUCUGUGCAAGCCUGGACUCCCUGCAGACCUCUACUUAGAGACUUCAGGAGACUUCCCGGAAGAGUGAUCUAGGAUCAGCAAAACAAAGUCAAAACCCAGUGCCAGAAGAAGCCCAGGUUUAAGGAACUGGGAAGGGGCAAAUGGAAAGCGAAGGGAGAAAUCUUUCCCAGCAAAACACUGACAAAAAACAGUGGCCUGUUCUCUUUUAUGGUCUGUGAAUUGUUGCCGUUUGUGAGAUCCCUUUGGAAUUGAGGUGACCUGCUAAGGAUCUCGCCUAAGCCGGUCAAGUAGUAGUUUAAGAUAGCAGAGACUGAAACUGCUUUCAUAAGAACUGAUUGACAGAUACUUUAAAAAAAAAAAGACAAUUUAAGGACAUGAAAAGAAAAUUACGUUUAGAGAUUAGGAUAUUGUGAAAUGACCGCGUAUUUCCAUACCUAACACGCUCAGCGGAAACGAUGGAACGAAUCGGAAGAAAUCUCACAGACUUAGAAGAGAAAGAAUAGAUUUUGGAAAUAUAUCAUUUUAGCCGCAGCAGCAGCAGCAGCAGCCGCCUUAUGAGUGAUAAGCUUUAUAACAAAAAGCCUUAUAGUUUUAUUUGUGUGUGUAUACACACAGAGAGAGAGAGAGAGAGAAAUACAAUGUUGUCUAUAUUGUAUUUAAGUGUAGUUAUGGACUCCAUCAUGCAUUAAAUUCUAAUUCCUGGUUGUAUGUUUGUUUUGCCUUGCCUCUUUCAGUCUUGUUUCAAACACUGAGGCUGAUAAGUUUUGUUUUUAACAGGAUGGAAGAAAAAUCUUUGCUCUCUCCCCGUUUUUUGCUUUAGCAGGGUUUUCAAAAAAAAAAAAAAAAAGGCUAGCUUUGUCUUUUGGCACCGGAUUGCUCUCCACUGGAAAGACUCUGGAGCAGGGAGAUUUGGGGGCCUUCUUCCAUCCCUCUGGUUGAUCUACACAUUGCAGCAUGAAGCCCAUGGGUCAAGGAGGUCAGACAAAAUGCCUGGGGUGAGCUCUUGCCCUGCACCUUUAGUAUGGAGUAGAGUUAAAGCGUAAUUGAUUGAAAUGCUACUCAGAGUCUUGCACUACCAACAAUAGAGAACAUCAAUAGCUCAGUUUUGUACUGCGGAGUCCUCAGUGCUCUCCAAGCUUGCUUGUUUGCUUACAGAUGUCUCCUUACCCAACUUGAUAACAUCAUCAGUGCUAGAAGGGAGUGGAUUUUCUCCCUGUUUAUAUAUAUGCUAGAAGGGAAUGGGGGUUUUCUCUCUGUUUAUCUAUAGUAGCUUGCCCUUCCAGUUUUGGUGGAAUUGUGGUUUUUCCUUGGUAGUUUCUUUACUACGGUAUUGUUUCCCUCUUGUUUGUCUGGUGGUAAUCCCUGCUUAUCUGGGUGUUGGUUGCUGGAGAGGACUGAUUUUGUCUUUUUUGUUUCCUUCUUAGCUUUGUUAUUGUCUCCUUUGAAUGGUGUGUAAAUAUGCCUCCUCUCUAUGUGUCCUGAUGUUAUCUAGCUGGGUAAUGAAACAUUUGCAAUCAAACAGCCAAGCUCGGAGAGCACCAAGGACUCCAGAAAUUCCAAACAGAUUUUCUAGAAAGGAGCUCUUCAAAACAGGCAGUUUUGUCUUCUGGGAAACAAUCCUUUGCAUAUUUUAUUUCUGCCACAGAAUAUUGCUGUUGGCCAGAAGGACCGAGAAGAUGUGAGCAAGAAAACAUAAGCACAGGCUGGAUAAAUUAUGUAUGCUUAUCACUGCUGGAGUGUAAGUUUAAGCCAACGUGCUUCUUAUUAGAAUCAUUCAAGAUAUUUUUUUUUAAUUUCCACUGAUUUAUAAUAAAUAUACAUUGUUGUGUAAGAACAGAAGGUGGGAAAAUUAUUCCAAAUUUCUCCAACUGAGAGGGGAUAGGUGAUACAGAUUCCAUUGUGUCUAUGGGAUAAAGAGAACAAAAUGGACAAAACAAAUAGGAAAAACAAGUAUGGCCCAGAUAAGUCUUCUCCCAUGUAUUAGUUUGGCUGGGUGAGAAUAGCAGGCACCCACAUCAUUCACGUGCAUUCAGCAUCCAUUUUGUCACAGGACUGACACGUGUGCCAGUCAGGAGCAGCAUCUAUGGAGAUUCUCAGUCAUCCAGCAUAUGGUUGUCCCAAAGGAGUUUUUGCAAAAGGCAACUGGACUUCCUAUGUUUUUCUUGAAGAUGUUUCACUUCUCAUCCAAGAAGCUUCUUCAGUUCUGUACCAAUGGUAUACCCAUGAUGGAUGUUGGAAUAUCUAGUCAGUAGUAGUAUUUACAACCCUGAAUUAAAGCCAUCAGUAUGGGUUGGUUGGAGACUGUGAACUCUGAUUUGUUCUAAAGCAAACAUCCCUUGUAGAGCUUGGGUUUUAGUCAAGUAUGUUGGAUGGUUUGUGUAGUGUCGAAUUUAAUGCGCAGUGAUUGGAACAAGAUCUCUGUAUAUGGCAUUUACCUUUGCAGAGCAUGGGCUGAAGAGCCGAUAAAGGAGAAUAUCGGUAGCUCAGGGUUGAAAUGAGUUCUUGCUGCUCUUUGAGCUUCAUUGUUUUCUUGCAGAUGUUUUAUUACCCACUGGGUAACAUCAUCGGUGAACAGAUCAUCCGUUCACUGAUGAAGUUACCUACUUGGGUAAUGAAACAUCUGCAAGAAAACAAACUACGAGAGCACCAAAGGCUGAAGAACAUCUCUGUUCAAAAGAAAGGUGCGCUUUUUGAGGCCUCUCUUAGACAGUUGCCCUGUUUCGGUGCACUUGUAUGUUACAGUUGUUGCUUUAGCAGUAGAAGGUACACUGGGUUUUUACUUUUCAGUGGAUGAUGCCAAGAAUGGUUCUUCAUUGUAACAUUGUGAAUUGUCAGGAAGUCUACAGAGGUUGAAAGUAGGGUAAGCCGAGAAGAAUAUUGCAGCAUGUCAGGUUAUUUUAUAAAGUGGAGGAGAGACUGCGGCAUUUUGAAUAUUUGGGUAGGUUCCAUGCAGUAAAUAUUUAAAGACUGUCUGGGAUGGUUGCUGGCUAUAGAAGGAGGCAAACUCUGGAGUUGCUGCUUGGAUUUGCAGAUGCUCUGCGGGAAGCCAGGUUGAAUGGGAGCUCCAACAACCAAUGUUAAAUCAGCCUCUUGGAAUUAAUGGUUGCGUUCGGCUGCAAUUCUCGCUAUUCUACUCCUACAGCUGUACAGCCCUUUCUACUUUUUGCAUUUCAAAAAAAAAAUUUUUUCUCCAGGAAAACCUGGGGAACGCAAUUUUACGACAGUGAUUUGUUUUCCUGGUAUUCGUUUCAUACCGAUCUAGUAGAGUUUCAGCUUGAUAUGUUUGAAACAUUCCCUCUGGAUGCUUCUUGGAGUUACUAGGAUUAGGAACCAGAAGUUGACUUGCAAUACCCUGUCAGUGUUGGUGAGAGUGUUGCUGGUUGACCCCAAGAUUAAUACUAGACCAACAAUCAAGCAAUAAGCAAUACCUCAGUCAAGGAGCUACCAAUUCAGUCAAAUAGUCAACAGUCUAAUCAAAUAACCACCAAGAGCACUCUCGCCAACACUGAUAGGGCAAGCCACUAGAAUAUAAAUUGAGAGCAAACCCCAAUCCCUUCUAGCACUGAUGUUACCUAGUUGGGUAAUUAAAUGUCUGCAAGAAAACAAACCAGUUCACAGAGAACCAAGGACGCAACAUGAAAGGAUGUAAUAGCUGGGAUUGCCCUUUCAAUGUGUAAAUAGACCUAAUCCUUUCUAUGGCAUGUGGUCAUUGCCAGCACCGGUUCUCUGGAGGUGCAGCAUCCUACUGCCAAAGAGAUGGCCAGCAAGUUCUUCUCCUUUGAUCUCCCAGGACAUCUUUUGUGGUCCAUCCACAGAAGAGGAGCAGCCAAGAAUAAACUCAGAAUUUAGAUUGUUUGAUGAUGGAAUGAGGGGAGGACUCUCUUGAGUUAAAGCAAGUGAAUGGAGGGAAAGGAGGGUUUCUUUCUCUAAAGAUCAGGAGCUAAUCUUGACAGAUUAUAAUGUCUUCACUCGAGUCUUCUCCAUUUCUUCUGUUCUGGAAAACGAUGACAAUAAAUUUGUAUUUCUGUUGAAUUUCC